This is a messenger RNA of Effrenium voratum, 1568 nucleotides long. The record is from the annotation of a GenBank genome assembly. Lineage: Eukaryota; Dinophyceae; Suessiales; Symbiodiniaceae.
GCCGGCGCUUUUUCCCGACCAAAUCGUUUGCGAGUUCUGCGCGGUCUUUUGCUGCUCGCCAUGCUGCCUGCGGAGCAGCAGCAGCAGCAAGCUAGCUGGGUGGACAGGCAGCUGCUGCGGGAGCUGCCGGAUGCCUGGCGUAUCGCUUACCUCUUCUUCGCGCUGGCGCUGAUGCUGGUGUUGGGCACAGGCUUGAUGAUUAACCCGGCGACCAUCUCCACCUUUGUGGACUCUGUCGGAGUAGAUCAGCAGCCUAUUGCACAGACCUACCUGCCGCUGGUGCUUUUUCCCAUCCUCUUCGUCUACAACUUUUUGUGGGCGGCGCUCAGAAGUCCGCAACUCCUGGUGCUGAUAGUAUGCAUCACCUAUGCCAUCGUCUAUGCUGCCAUUGCGUUCCAAUCCAUGGUGCACAGCCAUGUGCCUGCCUGGCUGGCCUGGAUCCUCUUCUAUACCACCAACACCAAAUCCGUGCUCUUCCCCGUGAUGCUCUGGAGCGUGAUGAACGACUUGUCCUCGACGCAGUACUCGAAGGUGGCCUACCCAGCCCUGGUCUUCGCCGGCCAGAUUGGGGGCCUCGCAGGCUCACUGUAUGCCACCUUCGUGCACAAGGUGGGCGGCACCACAGGCCUGCUGAUUGUGCAGGCGGCGGCGCUCCUUGUGAUCGCGGGCCUGGUGUGGUGGGCCUGCGUCCUGGCGGCCCGCGCGCCCGCGGAGGCGGGCGAACCAGAGCAUGAGCCCCUGGCAGAGGCGCUGACGACGCUGCCCGUCGCUGAGCAAGGCAUCGAGGGGGAGGGCGCUGCGGCCCCGCGGCAAAACUGCUGCGCGAGGGGCUGCAAGGCGAUGGCGCUGAAGCUCUGGGAGAGCGUGGAGGGCAUUGCCCUGAUCCUGUCCCGCCCCUUCGUCGCGGGCAUCUUUUGGGUGGCUUGCGCCCACUUGGUGCCCCGCGUGAUCUUGGACUACCAGGGCACCGCCCUCACCAACGAACGCUGGCCCAAGAAGAUCGAUGGCCAUCUCAUCCCUGGGAACAAGGACAGGCAGACUGCCUUCUUCGCGUGGUGCAACGUGGCAAACACCAUCGGCACAGGCCUGCUGUCAGUGCUGGGCUUGCGGAGCUUGAUCGAGCGGGGCGGCCUCAUUGUCACGCUGAUGGCGCUGCCCAUUGCCAUGGCAAUCUCUGUGCUUCUGGUCUGCUUCUACCACAGCUUCUGGGUGGUCCAAGCAGUGCUGGUGGUUGUGAACGUGAUUCAGUACGCCCUGAACGGACCUAGCAGGGAGAUGCUCUACGUGCGGACCUCCAAGAGUAUCAAGUACAAGGCCAAGAGCUGGUCGGAUAUGUAUGGCAACUUCCUGCAGAAGACCUUGGGAGCGCUGAUCAAUUUGCAUAUUAACCGUGAGGAGGACUCGUGCAAGCCCCACUGUUUCCAGCCCGCGUUCACGGGCAUCUUCAGUGUUGGAUGGUGUGCUGUUUGGGCCAUCGUCGCAGGCCUCUUGGGCGCCAAGCACGCACAAUUGGUGCGGAAGAAUGAGGUCGUGAGCUGAUCCGACCAAUCGCUACGGCGAACCCAAAA